Molecule: messenger RNA, 1020 nt
Organism: Ipomoea nil (Japanese morning glory)
Lineage: Eukaryota; Viridiplantae; Streptophyta; Magnoliopsida; Solanales; Convolvulaceae
Product: ruBisCO large subunit-binding protein subunit alpha, chloroplastic-like
Exons: 3
Coding region: 1-798 (265 amino acids)
Biological process (GO): protein refolding
Molecular function (GO): ATP-dependent protein folding chaperone; ATP binding
Source: RefSeq, a predicted model, not a curated record
AUGCGGGUUGGGAUUGGGGGUGAGUGGAGAAAAUAUAUGUUCUCUUUGUUGACUUUGUCAAGUUCAUUCUGUUUGUUUAUUUCAGGAGCUGAGUACCAGGCUAGUGAUUUGGGACUUGUUGUUGAGAAUACCCAAGUUGAAGCACUAGGUAUUGCCAGAAAGGUGACAAUUACAAAGGACUCAACAACCAUUAUUGCUGAUGCUGCAUCGAAGGAUGAGAUACAGUCAAGGAUUGCUCAGCUUAAAAAGGAGUUAUUUGAAACUGAUUCAAUCUAUGAUUCUGAGAAACUUGCCGAGAGAAUUGCCAAAUUGUCAGGUGGUGUUGCUGUAAUUAAGGUUGGAGCUGCAACAGAGACUGAACUUGAGGACCGCAAACUGCGCAUCGAGGAUGCAAAGAAUGCAACUUUUGCUGCCAUUGAGGAGGGAAUUGUACCUGGUGGUGGGGCUGCAUUCGUUCAUCUGUCGACUUAUGUUCCUGCAAUCAAGGACACACUUGAAGACGCAGAUGAGAAAUUAGGAGCUGAUAUCGUGCAAAAGGCAUUAGUUGCACCAGCAUCCCUGAUAGCCCAAAAUGCUGGGGUUGAAAAGGUGAGAGACCGUGAUUGGGAGGUCGGAUACAAUGCAAUGACCGACAUCUAUGAGAACCUCGUGGAAGCUGGAGUCAUCGAUCCAGCCAAGGUGACAAGAUGUGCUCUGCAGAAUUCUGCUUCAGUUGCAGGAAUGGUCCUCACCACACAAGCCAUUGUCGUCGAGAAACCAAAACCUAAGACACCUGCUCCUCAAGGUCUUACCGUGUGAUCAAUAGAUUCAGAGUAUGUAGUAUCAACUUUUGGAGUAGUUAAGCUCUUCACCAUUGUAGGGAAAUGAGACUUGAGUAAUACAUGUUAACAAGACCAAAAAAACAACUUUUUUGUCAGCUCUUAAUUCUUGGUUGGUUCAUUGUAAGCCAAAUAAGAAAUGAAUGAAAACAUUCCUCUGGUUGCCACUCCUAUGUUCUAAUUACAAUAUUUGUUUUAUAAA